AGGGGCUUUGUGCAAAGACCAGAGCAUGGUAAAAAGGGCCCAAAAGGAGGUGGUGCCAGAGAUUCCUUCUGCCCAAAGUUUGGUCCAUUGGAGAUGCACAUCCCAACAGCUAACCCUUUGGAUGGAUGGAUAAAGCUUCUACACUCUGUUUUUGAAAGUAAUUGACCAACAGAACAUGAGGCAAGGAAGAGUUCUGAGAUUAUCAGCUGCUUUGGGCUGAGCAUCAUCAUCUUUGCCCAAGUGGAUUUAGGCUUCCAAGACAGGCCUUCAGACAGUCCAAUGGCAGACCAAAGGAUGGACAUAUCUUCUACAAUUAGUGACUUUAUGUCACCAGACCCUGCUGACUUGAUCUCCAGUUCCCUUAGCACUUCAGGAAUGGACUGUAAUAGGAAAAGAAAGGGAAGCUCAACUGAUUAUCAACUCGAUGGCUUUCCUUUUGAGGAAGGUAUGGAUACAGAUAAAGAUGACCAACAUGGAAGAUUGGAGUAUGCAGACCAACAAGGCAGGAUAAAAAAUGCAAGGGAGGCUCACAGCCAGAUCGAGAAGAGGCGCAGGGACAAGAUGAACAGCUUCAUAGACGAGCUGGCCUCGCUGGUGCCCACGUGCAACGCCAUGUCCCGCAAGCUGGACAAGCUCACCGUGCUCAGGAUGGCUGUCCAGCACAUGAAAACACUUCGUGGUGCUACAAACCCAUAUACAGAAGCAAACUACAAGCCUGCUUUUCUAUCAGAUGAUGAAUUAAAACAUCUUAUUCUCAGGGCAGCAGAUGGAUUCCUUUUUGUUGUGGGCUGUGACAGAGGAAAGAUACUGUUUGUUUCAGAAUCUGUCUUCAAGAUCCUCAACUACAGUCAGAAUGAUUUGAUUGGUCAAAGUUUAUUUGAUUAUCUCCAUCCUAAAGACAUUGCCAAAGUGAAGGAGCAGCUCUCUUCUUCUGACACUGCGCCACGAGAAAGACUUAUAGAUGCAAAAACCGGACUCCCGGUCAAGACGGACAUCACGCCCGGGCCCUCGCGGCUCUGCUCCGGGGCACGGCGCUCCUUCUUCUGCAGGAUGAAGUGCAACAGGCCCUCUGUCAAGGUAGAGGACAAGGAUUUCCCUUCAACCUGCUCAAAGAAGAAAGCAGACCGCAAAAGCUUUUGCACUAUUCAUAGCACAGGCUACUUAAAGAGCUGGCCUCCAACAAAGAUGGGCCUGGAUGAAGACAACGAGCCCGACAACGAGGGCUGCAACUUGAGCUGCCUCGUGGCCAUCGGGAGGCUCCAUCCCCACGUGGUGCCGCAGCCGGCCAACGGCGAGAUCCGGGUGAAGCCCACCGAGUACGUGUCCCGGCACGCCAUCGACGGCAAGUUCGUCUUUGUAGACCAGAGGGCAACAGCCAUCCUGGCAUACUUACCCCAGGAACUUCUAGGUACUUCGUGUUAUGAAUAUUUUCAUCAAGAUGAUAUAGCACAUCUCGCAGAAUGUCACAGACAAGUUUUGCAGACAAGAGAAAAAAUUACAACUAACUGCUACAAGUUUAAAAUAAAAGAUGGCUCUUUUAUUACGUUGCGGAGUCGCUGGUUCAGUUUCAUGAACCCUUGGACCAAAGAAGUAGAAUACAUUGUCUCCACAAACACAGUCGUUUCCACCACGGUCCUGGACAGCGGGGACGCGGCCUUUCCCCAGCUGGCAGCGUCCCCACACAGCAUGGACAGCGUGCUCCAGGCUGGAGAAGGUGGCCCCAAAAGGACCCAUCCCACUGUGCCUGGAAUUCCAGGUGGAACAAGAGCUGGGGCAGGUAAAAUAGGGAGGAUGAUUGCUGAAGAAAUCAUGGAGAUUCACAGGAUAAGGGGAUCAUCACCUUCCAGCUGUGGCUCAAGUCCCCUGAACAUCACCAGCACCCCCCCACCCGACACAUCCUCGCCAGGAGGGAAGAAGAUCUUGAAUGGUGGCACUCCAGACAUUUCUUCAGCUGGGCUGCUGUCUGGGCAAGUCCAGGAUAAUUCUGGGUACCCGUAUUCCGACAACUCCUCUAUCCUGGGGGAGAACUCCCACAUCGGCAUGGACAUGAUCGACACGGAGCAGGGCUCCAGCAGCCCCAGCAACGACGAGGCGGCCAUGGCGGUCAUCAUGAGCCUGCUGGAGGCCGACGCGGGGCUCGGCGGCCCCGUGGACUUCAGCGACCUGCCCUGGCCCCUGUGAGCCAGCCACGGCCAGCAGCCCACAGCCAAGUGCUUUACUGGGCAGCUCUGCCCUCUGGGAAACUCGUGGGACUGAGAGGCUUUUAUGUGGGAACUUCAUAAAAGCUGUGUCAGAAUGCAACUCAUCCUACCAUGUGUAACUUCAGACAAAGUGGAAUAACCUGCUACAGUGUUCUGUGUUGAUUUGGUUAGCUGUGUAUAGCUUGCAAUACUUGUAUAUUUUGGAUUCUGUUGUUUGAAAUUUUUUUUUAAAUCACUGUGCAACUCACUGGCAUCAGUGGUAGCUUUUAUAUGCAAAUGACCAUUUCAGAUGUAUGGUGUGUUUUUACACUGCAAAACAGUCCCCAUGUGGAUAUUUCUUAUACUAAUUGUACCAUAAAGCUGUUUAUUCUUUCUUGUAAGAAUCCUUUACUAUAAAUAUUGUUAAAGUGUAAUGUAUUAGACAGUUAAAUAUUUUUAAAAUAAAUGUUUCCCUUGUUCUAAGAUGGAGCAUUUACUUUGAUAAAUAAAUUUGAUAAAACCCUGCUGAAGGUGCAUGCUAG
Passer montanus (Eurasian tree sparrow) is the source of this 2722-nucleotide messenger RNA. RefSeq names its product aryl hydrocarbon receptor nuclear translocator like (gene BMAL1). Gene Ontology annotation, molecular function: RNA polymerase II cis-regulatory region sequence-specific DNA binding; DNA-binding transcription factor activity, RNA polymerase II-specific; protein dimerization activity. Bases 280 to 2181 code for a protein of 633 amino acids. Gene Ontology annotation, biological process: circadian rhythm; regulation of transcription by RNA polymerase II. Gene Ontology annotation, cellular component: nucleus; transcription regulator complex; aryl hydrocarbon receptor complex. The transcript is spliced from 19 exons. Lineage: Eukaryota; Metazoa; Chordata; Aves; Passeriformes; Passeridae. The record is from RefSeq and is a predicted model, not a curated record.